AUGCCACUCCACACCACCACCACGACCUCCUCCUCUUCAUCAGCACCCAACCAUUCUGCUGCUACCGGUAAAAUCAAUUCAAAACCACCCACUCCUAAACCCAACAGUACUGAAUCACUCUUCCCACAAGAAGAUCUAGACGCCCUUCUUGAACAAUUCAAAUCGUCUUCCUUACCCCUCUCUUCUCGAUGGGCCGCUGCAAGCGAGAGAAAAGAUUGUAGCGUCACUCCAAAUGCCCAGAGCCGCGAUGGUGGUGGUGGUGAUAAUGAUCUUGACCAAGGGGGUGACGGUAGUGGACGAUCGUUCGUUCAAAAGGAUGCGAAGCCGUUUACGGUGUUGGGACUUUGGAGACAUGCGUGGUUUUUCGCUGCUAAAGCAAAAGAUUUAGCAACCGACAUAGCCAUUCAUCACAUCCUAGGCCCCCGUCGACCAACCUGGGGUAUCGAAAUGACGAUUCUAGCUUCUCUCGCCCGUGACUUAGCCUCCAACACGCACCUAGCAGACGUCUCCGUUCUCCGAGCCGCCACGGCGAUAGGAGGUUACUUGGCCGCACCUUCCGAUGCGUUCAUCACGCCCGUGACGUAUAAAGUGAGGAAGAGAGGGUUGAAAGGGUUUUUGAAAGUGUGGGAUGAGAAGGAGGAUGGGAGAAGAGUGUUGGAUGGUGAAUGGGUCAUUGGGAAGAGGUUGUGGGGGAGGUUACAGAGGGAGUGGAGAAGUGCCAGUGUCAAGGGGAAGGAAGGGUUUGGAGAGAGGGUGAAGGUGAAGGAGGGUCAUCGUGUGAAGGCUAAGGAGAGGGUUGUUUUGUAUAUUCAUGGAGGAGCCUAUUACAUGGCCUCCGCCUCAUCCCACCGUAUCGUCACCAUCGCGCUCUCCAAAUCCCUCGACGCCCGAGUCUUCUCCAUCAACUACCGACUCGCCCCCGAUACGCGCUUCCCAGGCGCCGUUCACGAUUCGGUGGUCGCUUAUCUCAGGUUGGUGGAAGAUUUGGGGAUACCGGCUGGGAACAUCAUUUUAGCGGGGGAUAGUGCUGGUGGAGGGCUAUGUCUUGCGCUCAUGAUGUAUUUGAGGGAUGAAGGGUAUGAGAUGCCCGGUGGGGCUAUUUUGAUGUGUCCUUGGGCUGAUUUGACGAUGUCUUGUGCGUCAUGGGAAACGAACGCAGGCCUGGACAUCGUCACGUUCCCUACGGACCCCGAGGAUCAUAUGAACCCCGUGGCGUGUUACUUGGGACCUGAGGGGAUGAAGAAAUACAUCACUCAUCCGUAUGCGAGUCCGUUGUUUGGGGAUCUCAGGGGGUUACCGCCUCUGUUGGUUCAAUCUGGGGAUUGUGAGGUGUUGAGAGAUGAGGUUACGCUUUUAGCUCAUAAGGCAGCGUUGGCGGGAGUUAAAGUCACGCAUGAGGUAUAUGAGGAUGCGAUUCAUGCAUUCCAGUUGUGGCCCUUUUUGGAUCAGUCCCGAAAGGCGAUCCGUUCGUGUCGAUACUUUGUUCUUCAUACCCUUCCGGAGAUACAACGAGCUGAGGCCGCGGCUAAAUCGAAGGUGGCAGGAUCAUCUCCUUCACCGUCGUCGGCUCCUUCAUCUUCUGAGAGGCUCGGAGAAGGUGUGGAGGCUUCGCUCGAGAGGGAGAUUGAGGGUGGUGGGAGGAUUUUGGUGGUGGAUGGGAUGGGGGAUGUCGAGAGGAGUUUGGGUGAAGGUCCAGAAGGGGAACGUGGGUCUAGUCUUGAUGAAGUUGAGAAGCGAAAGGAGAAAGGGGAACGGCGGGUGGAGAAGAAAGGUUCGGAGUGGGAUGGAGAUUCUGGGGAGGAUGAGUAUGAAGAUGAAGAUUUCCCGGGAACUAUUAGGUCUUCCAGUGGAACGACGAAGAAGUGUGAUGAGGUGGAAGAGAAGGGAGAGGAAAGGGAGAAGGGAAGGGAGGAAGUCAAGGAUGCUGUCGUGGAGGGAGAGGCUGUUAGUGAUGCUGAUGCCUCUUCCUUGCGGGAGUCUUCUAUCCUUACACCCACUCCAGACAAGGGAGAAUCUUCGCUCUGGAAAUCAUUCACUUCGAGGUCGUUCUCGAGUAUCCAAUCAAUUGCCCCCUUCUCAGCGACGAUAACGCCUUCAUCCUCUACUUCCACUGCCACUGCCGAACCUACUAACGCGAGGACACCUAACAGGGCACGUUCUGGUUCCCUCACUCAUGGAACGACUCGUCGAUUUACCCGACUCAGUUCUACGCCUGGAAUCUGUAUGCCAAUGCCCAGUGCUACGACUCUGCAUGACCCCUUUGCUAAUACCACUACCACUUCGAUGAGUCCUGCCACCGCCAAUGGUACGACGAUGACAACACCCGCCUGCAGCAGCAGCAGCAGCAGUGGUGCUAGUAAUGACAUGUCACCGAGGGCACGAACGACGAGUCAUCCGGAUAUGGUAAAGUUGUUGAAAGAAUUCGCGAUGACUGGACCUGCGAAUGCGACGAGUACGUUUGGGUAUCGAUACGUUGACGGUGAUGGGUGA
Messenger RNA from Cantharellus anzutake, 2490 nucleotides. RefSeq lists its product as uncharacterized. Gene Ontology annotation, molecular function: hydrolase activity. The record is from RefSeq and is a predicted model, not a curated record. Lineage: Eukaryota; Fungi; Basidiomycota; Agaricomycetes; Cantharellales; Hydnaceae. The transcript is spliced from 5 exons. The coding region runs from base 1 to 2490 and encodes 829 amino acids.